Molecule: messenger RNA, 1824 nt
Organism: Nicotiana attenuata
Lineage: Eukaryota; Viridiplantae; Streptophyta; Magnoliopsida; Solanales; Solanaceae
Product: protein SHI RELATED SEQUENCE 1-like
Exons: 2
Coding region: 554-1621 (355 amino acids)
Biological process (GO): positive regulation of DNA-templated transcription
Cellular component (GO): nucleus
Molecular function (GO): DNA-binding transcription factor activity; DNA binding
Source: RefSeq, a predicted model, not a curated record
GGUGCAAGGACGAAUAAGCAAAAGCUGAUGCCAAGCCACGUGGGUAAUUCUCAGCCGUUCGAUUACCAUGCAAAGGUCACGAUUACUUCCUUGUUGAUGAGAUUUUAUUGCCCAACUGUAAGAGAACUGUAGAAAAGAAGUGGCAAUAUUUUCUGUUCCAAGAAAAAUAUUAGUGUGAGAAACAGAAAGUGAAUUAGUGUGUGUGAGAGAAAAUUUAAGAGAGAGACAAGAAAGAUGGUACUACUGUUGUAUAAGUCUUAAAUUGAAGGAAGAGGUAAAGCAGUAGUGCAGUGGCCAUGGCGGCGUAGCAGAGCUGUGAAUUUAAUGCAAACCAUAAAAGAGAAGUUCAACCAUUUUCUUUUCCUUUCGUUUUCCUAAAUAUAUUGUCCUACAUAAUUUUUCCUCAAAAGCUGCAAAGUUUUAACCAUAACCCCAAAAAAAUCCAUUUACUUUGUCUUCCUCCCCCUAGUUAUUCUCCUAUUUUUAACUAGGUUGAAGAGGGUAUGAAUAUGCUGUCAAAAUUAAGGAUAGACAUAGAAGCUAGUAGUAAAAAAUGUCUGGUUUUUUUACACUAGGUGGUGGAGGUGGAGGUGGAGGUGGAAAUAAAGAACAACAACAACAAGAACAAGAUCAAUUAGCUACGAAUAGUUUUCUUUUAUUCAAGAACGAAGAGAUCUACAACAAGGGUUUUGAAUUAUGGCAACAGUACUAUCAGUUGCAUCAACAAAGAGCACAAACCCCACAACAUCAAGUGCAAGAGAUGGAUUUCUCAGUUGGUGUGGGACCCAGUAACAACAGAAGAAUUAUCAGUGGUAGUAGUAGUAGUAGUGGAAAUAACAAUAUUGUCGGUGAUGAUAAUAAACAUAAUUAUAGUAAUUCUUUUAGGGUUAUGAGACCAACAGGGGGAAGUAGUAGUGGUGGAGUUGGGGGUAUGAAUUGUCAAGAUUGUGGUAAUCAAGCUAAGAAAGAUUGUCCACAUUUGAGAUGUCGAACUUGUUGUAAGAGCAGAGGAUUUCAGUGUCAAACUCACGUUAAAAGUACUUGGGUUCCUGCUGCUAAAAGACGUGAAAGACAACAACAACUUGCUGCUUUGCAACAACAACAUAAUCAACAACAACAACAAACUCAGCAGUUGUGUUUGAGAGCUGAUUCUAAUAUUAUCCCCAAAAGGCCAAGAGAAAACCCUAGCUCUUCUCUUGCUUGUACUCGUUUGCCAACCAUCUCGUCGUCAGGGUUAGAGCUAGGUGGUCAAUUUCCAGCAGAAGUGAGUUCUCAAGCAGUAUUUCGCUGCGUAAAAGUUAGUGCAAUUGACGAUGCAGAAGAUCAAUUUGCUUAUCAUACGGCUGUUAAUAUUGGAGGCCAUUUAUUCAAAGGAAUUUUAUAUGAUCAAGGGCCAGAGGGUCGAUAUAGUGGUGGUGGUGGUGGUGGAGAGAGUUCAUCAGGUAGUGGCGCAGCUCAACAAGCGCUGAAUUUUAUCACCGGCGCCACCACUUCCACCACCGCAACUGCCGCCACGAGUCACCAGCAACAACAUGGUACAAUGUUCGACCCUUCGGUAUUUCCAACUCCUAUUAAUGCUUUCAUGGCCGGUACGCAAUUCUUUCCACAGCCAAGACCUUAAACAGAGGCGAAUUCAGCAUUUAAAUUUUAAUUAUGCCAUUUUGGCUUAGGGAAGGAUUAUUAGAGAGGCCAUAGAAUAAUCUAAUUCUUGAUUUUGUUUUAACUUCAUUGACAUCCAUUUAGUUAAUGGGAAGGAGAAACAGAAGUUCCAGUACUUCUCCUUGAAGUAAGACAUUGUUUUCUUAUAGGAUGUUAGUUUUCUGU